AUGGAAUUUUAUAAUCAUCAAUACAUCCAUUCUCCAAAGACCAAUACUUAUAGACGUCGUUCUAAAAGUUUAAAUGACAAGAUAGAAAAUGGCAAAAAUAAUUCAAACAUUCAUCGUGGAAAACAUCAUUCUCCUCCUCCAAAACGUGCUCACCACCAACCAGACUUUAGAGAAAAUGUUAUCGAAAAAUUGUUUAAAGAAGAACGCUUUAAGGCCUUUCAAAAACGUAGAGGAUUAGAAAAUGUUAUGGAU
This is a messenger RNA of Dentiscutata heterogama, 252 nucleotides long. Lineage: Eukaryota; Fungi; Glomeromycota; Glomeromycetes; Diversisporales; Gigasporaceae. The record is from the annotation of a GenBank genome assembly.